AUGGCUGGAUCUCUGAAUGAGUCGGUCUCUUGCUGUGCUCUUUAUUUUCUGAGGCCUCUUUUGUUGCUCUGGGCUGCUCCAUUUAUCAGUAACUUCACAGGUAACAUUAAAACAUUGAUUCUGAAAUACAGUUAUGUUGCUGAAUAUGUGUCUCUCUCAAUUGUUAUUUAUACAGCUCUUUUUGCUACAGCUUUUGAAAAACUUGUGAACUAUGCAGAGUUUGAGAAACACAUGAUAAUAAUGCUGUUUGCAGUUGUUUUUCUGUGCUGCCUUUGCAAAAUUGUUUACAUUUUAGCUAAACAGAUUGGAAAGAAAUGUGGACAGAUAAUUAACACACUUGACAUUGUGGCUGAUAUGAUCUUUGAAAUUCUGCCUACUUUACAAUUCAUCCUCCUCUUCUUCACAUUUGGAUCUGUCAGUGGAGCGUUCAUCAUUGUUGUCAUAUUACCACUGUUAAUGAUGAUGACGAACGACACAUGGUUUUUCAGAUGCUAUGAUAGACUCAACUGUUCUGAAUCAAUUAUGAGAACUGUGAUGUUAAUCUUCAUAUUACUGAUUAAUGCAGCAAUGAUCGGCCUUUACAUAUUGACACUGGAAAAUAAAACAGAUGCCAUUGGAUGGGCCUGUGUGAUGCUGUUUCUCCAAAUCCUUUGGGCCAUUAUGAAGUUUACAGUAUAUUUUCUUGAUUUUGACAAUGUUUUCCAUCGUGUUGUUGCUGUCUAUGUGUUUGGAUCAGUUGGAAUUGUUUUACUGAACUCUGCUACUCUGAUGACUGAACUCAUACUGAAAACAGUGAAUGGUGAUCGUAUGCUGGAAGAUCUGCGAUUCAUUGUCUUCCCUUCUGAAUGUGUCUUUGCCAUAUCUCUGCUGAUCUCUGGAUUAUUUCCGUCUUGUAUUGUGAAGUGUCUGCAGUUUUUUCAGAAAAGGGUGAAAUCUAAAGGAACUAAAAAGCAAAACACAACAGGAUCACAACUGACCAGGCUGAAUGCUGAAUAUCAGGAGGAAAAUCUGCUUGAUUCAGGCAAAACACAAAAAGAUCAGUGAUGGAAGAAUGGGAUUUUUCCAGAUGUCUUCUGCGCACUGCACAAGAUCUCAAAACACACUUUUUCUGAAAAACUGCUUUAAUACAAUUUGAAUUGUAAAAAAUGAAAUGAAAUGAAAAUGUUUGUGUGAUGAAUUAAAAUAAUGAAGCUUUGUAAUAUUACAUUAUUUGUUGGUGAUAUAGAGUACUUGUUUUCC
This is a messenger RNA of Danio rerio (zebrafish), 1239 nucleotides long. NCBI's taxonomy places the organism in Eukaryota, Metazoa, Chordata, Actinopteri, Cypriniformes, Danionidae. The record is from RefSeq and is a predicted model, not a curated record.